This is a messenger RNA of Symbiodinium necroappetens, 1158 nucleotides long. The record is from the annotation of a GenBank genome assembly. Lineage: Eukaryota; Dinophyceae; Suessiales; Symbiodiniaceae.
AUGGCUUCCGUGCUGAACGACCUGGGGGUAGGGAAUCAGGGCAUCACGCGUGAAAAGUUCAUGUCGAUGAGCAAUGACCCCAAGCUGUUGAGAGACCUACAGGAGCUGGGCAUUAAGCAGAAGCAGUUCGAGCAGAUCACGAAGCUCCUGUAUGACAGCAAGGAGGCUGAGGGUGGCAAGGAUGAAACGCACAGAGUUCUGACCGGUGAGGAGAUCGUCAGCGAGCUGUUCCGACUUCAGCCGGGGACUGCGCUGAACUUCUCCGACCUAGCGACAACGGAGAAGAAACUCUUGGAGCAGCGCAAAGACAUACGCAAGCGAAUCGGUCGCAUUGAGGAGCUCCUCGCCAUUGGCUUAGGCAGGUCCGGCCCUGCACAGAGCGCGUCAUGCGGUUUGGUCCUCGAAAGCAUUGGUCCAUCGAGACCGAUGAGUCCAGUGCCGUUGACGCCCUUGAGCCAGAUGAGCCCUGCAAGCCCGUCCAGACCGAGGAACGCAAUGGCGCCGACGUUCGGGUUGCAGGAGGGGGAUUCCUCACCAGACCGCGCGGCAAAUGCCAGCUCUGCCACGCUGCAGCGGCUUGCGAGGAUCGAUUCUCGGACGAUCAUCGAGGAGAUCCGCCGAAGGCUUGGGCUCAAGGAUCUGGGGGCCGUCGGUGUUUGCCCGGACUGGUGCGAGGACGACCUGGCCAUUUCAGCUUGCAAGUUUCUGGGAUGCAGCCAUGUGUUCCGCCACGUAAAUAAGGCCAGCCUGACUCGGCAUCUGCCACCGCCUGAAGUGGUUAAUGCUCAGAAGGAGCAGAACUACAGGGAAGUUGACGAGCAGCUGCAGCAAGCACAGCUUUUGCUUGAGGAGCAGACCAAACGAGAGAAGGAGUAUCUGAGGGCGCAAGCGACGCAGGCUAAAGAGGUCCUGGAGGGACGCUGGGAUCAGCACUUGCGUGCGCAGGAGAUUUCUGCGGAGCAAGACUUUCAGAAAUCCCUUGCGCAGCUCCACGAGUCCUCGCGGAUGAUGCGGCUGAAGCUGGAGGAACAGGCUUCCCAGCUUGUCAUCGAGUAUCAAACGAGACGGACACAGGAGGAGAUCAACCGUCACAAACAUGAAGUAGAACUCCAUCACUGGGAGCCGUUUUCCCUUUCAAGCUCGUCGGGCUUUCGGUAG